AUGAAACUUAUGGAUGGAAAUGAUCUGUAUGAUUCUUGUUCGAUAACCUUAAGUUCGGAUGGUUUAAUUAUUCGAAAUGUUAUACCAUCGCGUGCUUGUCGAAGUUCAGCUUAUCAAUUUUGUUGUAAUCAAGAUCUUUGUAAUUUUCUUCCUUCACCGCCAUUACCAGCAUUUACUACACUCACAUGUGCUAUUAAUGACUGUUGUUCACCUAAAACUACUGCAAUUACAUCAUUAACUGGUGAAUUGAUAUCUGAAAAUUUAUUUUGUUGUAAUUAUCCCAAAUGUAAUCAACGAAUUUUUCCACCAGGUGAAGCUAUUCGUUGUUAUACAUGUGAUUCACGUAUAACUGGUUUGAAAGAUUGUAUGAUAUUGAAUACAUCUAGUUCACAUGUUUAUAAUUCUGCAUCAUCGAAUCCAUCAGAAUCGUGUGCUAUGAUUGUUGGUCAAGCAGGAAAAGAUCUUAUGACUGGACGCAAUUAUCCAGCUUUUACGAUACGUACUUUUAUUAAUAAUUGUAUUAAUCAAUCGUUAGGUAAUGUAACAUAUGGUGGUGCUACUUUUCACGGUCGUAUUGAUUGUUGUUCGACUUCUCUUUGUAAUAUACAUCCUUUGUAUAUUAAUUUAACAUCGUCAACAAUAAAAUCAAAACAUGUUUUUUCUACUUCAAAAGUUAUUGUAUCUACUUUGAUUAUAUGUCUCGGAUUCAUUUUUAUUAUCAUCGGUAUUUCAUUAUCAAUAUAUCGAUUUCGUCUGAACAAAUCAUAUCAUUGUUAUACUCCAGGAAUUUUUAGUGAUGGUUCAACAACAUUAUUUUUAUCAUCACGUUUAAAUUAA
Messenger RNA from Rotaria sp. Silwood1, 837 nucleotides. The record is from the annotation of a GenBank genome assembly. Lineage: Eukaryota; Metazoa; Rotifera; Eurotatoria; Philodinida; Philodinidae.